This is a messenger RNA of Exophiala oligosperma, 2214 nucleotides long. RefSeq lists its product as uncharacterized. The transcript has 5 exons. The record is from RefSeq and is a predicted model, not a curated record. The coding region runs from base 1 to 2214 and encodes 737 amino acids. NCBI's taxonomy places the organism in Eukaryota, Fungi, Ascomycota, Eurotiomycetes, Chaetothyriales, Herpotrichiellaceae. Gene Ontology annotation, biological process: DNA-templated transcription; regulation of DNA-templated transcription. Gene Ontology annotation, molecular function: DNA-binding transcription factor activity, RNA polymerase II-specific; DNA binding; zinc ion binding.
AUGGCUUCCAUCAACGGUCCGUAUGACCGAAGUACCAGCGAAAUCAGAAGACCUCGAGCUUGUAUUCCUUGUCACGAGCGCAAGGUCAAGUGCAACGCGAGCUUCACCGGACUACCUUGCUCACGAUGUAUCCAGCAUGGACGUGUUGUGGCCUGUGAAUGGGUCCCGUUGCCGGACCGAUCUUCGGCGAGACGCAAGUCCCGCAAGAGACCGGAGAGCAGUACUGAUGUGCAACAACGGCCACUGACAACGGCGAAUCGUGUUGCUUCGAAUCAUGCCGCUUCAAGCUUCAUCCUGCCUGGCGACCACAGCCCAUCCAAUUCUGCCACAUGCAGUGCGCCGACAAUCAGCACAUCGGCGACCAGCUUCCGACAGUUUGCUGACGGUGAAGGCGUGACGGAAGAAGAUAGUCAAUUAGAGACAUGCCUACGGAUCGCUCGCGCCGAAGACGACGACGCUGCUGACCCGGACACUGAAUCGUCGGUGUCGCAGCAGGGGAGAGAAGUCUUCACGUAUCACGGUGGCGUCGAUCCGACCACGAUUCUUGGUCAGGCGUUGAGCCAUCAGAAGCCGCGUAGGUUCGUGCGACUCUUGUUGCGUGAAUCUAAAAAGGGUGCCAGGCCAGGCCCUGGCAACGCCCCUGACAUUAAGUCGGUGGAAUACCUACAAAGUGUGGGUGCUUACGACCUUCCACUUUUGCCAACAUGUGAGAAGUUAGUGCGGCUCUGGUUCCAGCGAUUGUACCCGUAUCUUCCUGUUUUGGAUCGGCUAUCGUUCAUGAAGCAGCUGUCAGGAGGAAGAUGCUCAACUUUCUUACUACAAUGUAUCUUCGCGAGCGUUGUCCCGUACGCUUCUUCCGAGCUACUUGCCGACCUAGGUUAUGCCGACCGUUCUGAAGCUCAAAAGUCGCUGUUCUUCAAGGCCCAAUUGCUCUACGAUCUAGGCGGCGAAAGAUCGCAGACGUGUAUACUCCAAGGAUCUUUGAUCCUGACGUCCCAAUAUUUCGCAUUCGGGCUGGACAAAGAUCUCCGAUACUGGUUGAGCAACGCCGUCAGGAUCGCCACGCAGAUGGGACUCCACCGCAAGCAGAUUGUGCAUCAGCUCGAUCCGGGGAGGAGGAGACUGUUCUCGAGAAUCUUCUGGGUCAUGUACUCCCGAGAUAUCAUCAUGGUGAUGGCUGGACGCUUGAACAUCCGUGCAUUGGACGAUCGAUUUCUCGACAUGCCUGACGUUACUGAGGAGGACUGGGAGGACGAGUCCGACGACCAACUGACUCAAUUCGGGCUGGCACCGAUAUCCUCGCUCGAAAAAUCAUUCCUCGUGCACUACUCACGAUUGGCUCGAAUUUCUGCCCGAUACGUCGAAUGCUUCCGACGUCCAGACAUAACCCCAAUGAGAAACUCGUGCGACGAGAUCGAAGCAUGCAUGGUACGAUGGCGAGAAGGCCUGCCUCUUGAGCUUCGAACCGAGACUGUCCUCCAGUGGUCGCGUGAUAACAUAUGGAUCCUCGUGCUCCGAGCCCUAGCGUACCGAUUUGAAUGUCUCUUUUACCGAGAUGUUUCGAGCUUGCCGCCGGGCGACCAGCAAGAUGAUUUUCAGGGGCAAGCUGCACAGAAACAACAAAAUGCCAUGUUGGAACUUGACUCAAUCCUUCGUCGUGUCAUGCUGUAUGACCUGAUCGAGUUUUGUCCAUUUUCAAUAACCACAUGUGCUUCUGCCAUCAUUGCGAUGCACAUCGAGCACGUCUUAGGCCCCAAGAUAAGCCAAGUACAACGGCAAUUGAGUCUAACGAGCAUCCACAGCGGGUUAGCCUUUCUGAGAGCGAGCUCAAAGCAUUGGGAUAGCGUCAGAUGGUCAUUGCGCAUGUUUGAUGCAAUCGUUGCUCGAGCACGGCUUCGUCUGGCUUCGUCGGAAGAUCCUCUGGUGGAUCAAUCUAGUACGCGCAAUGUACCUUCCCACCAGUCGUCCACGACCGUCGGCCCAACCACGAAUGACCAAGGUUCACGGUCACAGGGAACUCAAUCAAAUCCUCCUGAUUUAAAUGACAUAAAUAGGUUUCCCUUUGUGACGGACGUUUCCUUUUCCGAAGGAGACCAUACGUUCCAUUUCGAAUUGACAGCAGAGGACGCUGAAUUGGAAGGCAACUUCGAUGAGAUCAUGAUCGAAGACAUGUUUAGUACAAACUCCUUGCAGACGUGGGCUUAUGGGCUGUGA